This is a messenger RNA of Colletotrichum graminicola M1.001, 1344 nucleotides long. Its product is annotated as succinate-CoA ligase. Gene Ontology annotation, cellular component: mitochondrion; succinate-CoA ligase complex. Bases 1 to 1344 code for a protein of 447 amino acids. The record is from RefSeq and is a predicted model, not a curated record. Gene Ontology annotation, molecular function: ATP binding; succinate-CoA ligase (ADP-forming) activity; metal ion binding. Lineage: Eukaryota; Fungi; Ascomycota; Sordariomycetes; Glomerellales; Glomerellaceae. Gene Ontology annotation, biological process: tricarboxylic acid cycle; succinyl-CoA metabolic process. The transcript is spliced from 3 exons.
AUGUUCAAGCUCGGACGCAGCCGUUUGGCUUCUGCCAUCCAAACUUCCUCGAGGGUCGCCGCCUCGCCUGCCAGAUUCCCAGGUCUCGCGCAGCAACAAAGAAGAAACCUCAGCAUCCACGAGUACCUUUCUGCCGACCUCCUGCGCCAGUAUGGAGUCGGUGUCCCCAAGGGUUCCGUCGCAAAGUCUGCCGCCGAGGCCAAGGCCAUCGCAAAGGAGAUUGGUGGUGAGGACAUGGUCAUCAAGGCCCAGGUCCUCGCUGGUGGACGUGGAAAGGGCACUUUCGACAACGGCCUCAAGGGCGGUGUUCGCGUCAUCUACUCCCCUACCGAGGCCGAGAUGUUCGCCGAGCAGAUGAUUGGCCACAAGCUCAUCACCAAGCAGACCGGCGCUGGCGGCAAGCUCUGCAACUCGGUCUACAUCUGCGAGCGCAAGUUCGCCCGCCGCGAGUUCUACCUCGCCAUUCUUAUGGACCGCGCCUCCCAGGCCCCCGUCAUCGUCUCCUCGUCCCAGGGCGGCAUGGACAUCGAGACGGUCGCCAAGGAGAACCCCGAUGCUAUCAUCACCACCAACAUCGACAUCAACAAGGGCGUCACCGACGAGAUCGCCCGCGAUAUCGCCGUCAAGCUCGGCUUCAGCGAGCAGUGCAUCGAGGACGCCAAGGACACCAUCCAGAAGCUCUACAAGAUCUUCCUCGAGAAGGACGCCACCCAGAUCGAGAUCAACCCCCUCUCCGAGACCUCUGACCACAAGGUCCUCUGCAUGGAUGCCAAGUUCGGCUUCGACGACAACGCCGACUACCGCCAGAAGGACAUCUUCGCCCUGCGCGACACCACUCAGGAGGACGCCGACGAGGUCCGCGCUGCCGAGUCCGGCCUCAACUUCAUCAAGCUCGACGGUGACAUUGGCUGCCUCGUCAACGGUGCCGGUCUGGCCAUGGCCACCAUGGACAUUAUCAAGCUGAACAAGGGCACGCCCGCCAACUUCCUCGACGUCGGUGGUGGUGCCACUCCCGCCGCUAUCAAGGAGGCCUUCGAGCUCAUCACGAGCGACCCCAAGGUCUCCGCCAUCUUUGUCAACAUCUUUGGUGGUAUCGUCCGUUGCGACCUCAUCGCCCAGGGUCUCAUCAACACCUCCAAGGAGCUCAACCUCAAGAUCCCCAUCAUCGCCCGUCUGCAGGGUACCAACGUUGAGGCCGCCCACGAGAUCAUCAACAACUCGAGCAUGAAGAUCUUCUCCAUCGACGAUCUCCAGACCGCUGCCGAGAAGGCCGUCCAGCUGUCCAAGGUUGUGAAGAUGGCACGCGAUAUUGACGUCGGCGUCGAGUUCACCCUGGGUAUCUAA